GAAGUGUUCACAAGUAAUUAACAAAAUGUCGUCAGGAGGUACAAGAUUAACUUUUAUAAUAAAACGUGGAGAAGACGCCGCUUUCCGAGAUUUCUGUUCAUUUCCUACUGGGAAAGCGACACCCGAUACCUGGGGAUUGAUAUCUAAAACACUGAAUCAACAAGAUAGAAAAAUAAAGAAGUACGUCGGUCAGAUAAAAAAGAAAUGGAACGCAACCAAUAGACUUCCAAGAAGAGAUCUUCUGGAAAAGCUUGCAAAAUCUAAAAAUGGUGAUUUAUACACGUCUGAUGUAUCAGAUUUUAACGAUUCUCUAGAAGAAAAGAGAUCACCGAAAACCAGUAGCGUAGCUUCAGAAACAAUUAUACUGUCACCAAAGACAUUUUGUCUUGGAACUGGAGAAAGUGGGUCCAUGCCAUCGUCUAUCAGUUUCGCUGAUGGAACCUUAAGCAGCCAAUCAGACGGUCUGAUGAUCGAAAGACAGAAUCUACAAAAGGAAAUCCAACAACUUCGUGAAGAGAACAAGAUGUACCAAGCAGCAAAAGCAGCUCUGGUUGAAAAACGCAAGAAAUUGUCUAGAGAAAGGCAGGUCUUGGCAUCCCAGCGCAAAAAGUUGGAGUACGAACUAUGUUCACCACCCUCGUUUUUUUCUCCGUCGUACAGUCCUAAACAAUGGGCAACUUGUCGACCAGGAUGGUAGUUUCAGUCUGAUUUUCAAUGAGAAUCAGACGUCUGUGGUUCCUGCAAUUCCACUAAAUCUACGUGUUUGAUGACGUCACUGAAGGACCUUAUGUAUUAAAGAAAAUUUCGCAAUUAGUGACAUCAUCACAAGCGUUGUUUAAGUGGAAUUGCAUGUACCACAGACGUCUAAUUGAAAAUUGGAAUGGUGCAAAUUGAUGCAUUCAGCGACCUCGAUACACAUAACAAAUUUAAUAUGUAUUAUAUUGAGUGUAAUGAGUUAAAAAGUUAUUUAUUUAUUUUUUGUGUUCGAAUUAUUAUUUUUUCAAUUCAAUAAAUAGUCAUUUUCUUUGAAAUCUUGAGUAAAAAUCUCCCAGUAAUGAAUUAUUUAGGGAUUUCAGAAAUAAAAUUUGAAACAGUUGUAUCAAUUC
Lottia gigantea (owl limpet) is the source of this 1106-nucleotide messenger RNA. RefSeq lists its product as hypothetical. The transcript has 4 exons. Lineage: Eukaryota; Metazoa; Mollusca; Gastropoda; Lottiidae. The coding region runs from base 26 to 697 and encodes 223 amino acids. The record is from RefSeq and is a predicted model, not a curated record.